Portunus trituberculatus (swimming crab) is the source of this 1446-nucleotide messenger RNA. RefSeq names its product protein ZBED8-like. The coding region runs from base 1 to 1446 and encodes 481 amino acids. The record is from RefSeq and is a predicted model, not a curated record. The transcript has 3 exons. NCBI's taxonomy places the organism in Eukaryota, Metazoa, Arthropoda, Malacostraca, Decapoda, Portunidae.
AUGUCGAAGAAACGAAAGUGGAAUGACGAAUGUGUUAAGUUUGGCUUCACCUGUGCUACAGAGAAGGGUGGGACACAACGUCCACAGUGUAUCCUGUGCACCACACUCUUCUCUAAUGCGAAUCUGAAACCAUCAAAGUUUGACGAACAUUUCAAAAACAAACAUGGUGGUAGGGAUGCAGGAAAUGGUGUUGUGACAUUAAGGGCCAAAAAAGCUAGGUUUGAUCAGGUUGGCACAUUGCCGACAUACGGAUUUUCACCAACAGAGAAACCUUUACUGCGUGCUUCAUAUGAAGCUGCAUACCAGAUUGCUAAAUCAAAGAAACCCCAUACAGUUGGUGAGGAAUUGAUCAAACCAUGUGCCCUUGAAACGGCAAAGAUUGUUCUCGGCAAGGAAGCUGAGAAGAAACUCCAAGUGUUUGUGUCAAAUGAUGUGAUCCAUAACCGAAUCAUCGACAUGAGUGGUGACAUCCUGGAACAAGUUGUAGCUGACAUCAAGGAUAGUCCAGUCAAGAUUAGCCUACAAGUUGAUGAAUCAACAGAUGUAUCCAACUGUUGUCAGCUAUUGGUAGUAGUUCGCUACGUGAAAGAAAAAAAGGUGGAAGAAAGUUUUCUCUUCUGUCAGUCCCUGAAGACAAUUGCACAGGCUAAAGAUGUGUUUAAUAAUAUACAAGGAUUCUUCUCAAAAAACGAACUUCAUCUUGACAGAAUUGGUUCACUAUGUUUCGAAGGUGCACCAGCCAUGCUAGGCAAUCGUUCUGGUCACUUUGUAAGGAAACGGGCCAGACACACUGUGCUUUUGUACCACACUGAAGUGAGGUGGCUGUCACGUGGUCGUGUGCUAUCUCCUGUGUUUGAACUGAGAGGAGAAAUUCACCAGUUUCUCCGUGAACGGGUGCAAGAUCUGGCCAUAUAUUUCAAUGAACCUAGUUUUGUUCAAAUGCUUGCCUACUUGGCUGAUGUGUUUUCAGCACUCAAUGAACUCAAUCUCUCUCUGCAGGGAAGGGGACUUAACAUUGUGACUGCAAGCGAGAAAUUGGCUGCAUUCAAGGAAAAACUUGUCUUGUGGAUAAAGCGUGUGAAGAUGGGGAAUUUGGUAAAUUUCCCCUGCCUGGAAGAGACAGUCAUGGAAAAUUCUAACCUGCCUCCAGACUUUUUUGCAAAAAUUGUUGAAUAUAUGCAGAUGUUGUGUACUUCCUUUGAUGGCUACUUUUCGUGUGGAGAGUUCCAAGCCUGUAAUAACUGGAUCUUGAACCCUUUCAUGCAGAAUUUGGAAGAUGAUGAUGCCGGCAACAUCAAGGAAGAUCUCAUCGACAUGAGACACAAUCGUGGAGUCCAAAUGGAGUUCACCAAUAGUCAGCUGGACUACUUCUGGGCUUCUCAGCUGGAAGCAUACCCUGCACUAGCAACGAAAGCUCUCGAAAUGCUGGAUUCAGCAAUUCUUUAA